Molecule: messenger RNA, 1834 nt
Organism: Lolium rigidum
Lineage: Eukaryota; Viridiplantae; Streptophyta; Magnoliopsida; Poales; Poaceae
Product: hexokinase-8-like
Exons: 9
Coding region: 304-1704 (466 amino acids)
Biological process (GO): glycolytic process; glucose 6-phosphate metabolic process; intracellular glucose homeostasis
Cellular component (GO): mitochondrion; cytosol
Molecular function (GO): mannokinase activity; fructokinase activity; D-glucose binding
Source: RefSeq, a predicted model, not a curated record
GGAACGCACGACACGAGGCGGCACCAUACCACCCCGCCCUUUCCCCUCCACCGAGCUGAUGGAUCGAUCCCGAGAAGAUGAGCGCUCCCAGCCAAAUUUCACGUGCCUCUCCACCAUCCUGAUCGACUAUACCAGUGUUGUUUUCUAAACAUAUUCCCUCCCCUUUCUCCUCUGGUCGGCGUCGGCUUGCCAAAUUCCACAUUUCUCCCCUCAUCUUUCCCGAGCUAGCUCUCGAUCUUCCUGCGGUUUCAGUUCUUGGAUCGAGGCUUCCCUUUGUCCCUCGAUCUGCUUGGUGUUUCAGCAAUGGCGGAGCAGGUGGUGGCGGACCUCCGAGAGAGGUGCGCGACGCCGGCGUCACUGCUGCGCGACGUGGCGACGGAGAUGGCCGACGAGAUGCGCGCGGGACUGGAGAAGGAGGGUGGCAGCAGGGUCAAGAUGCUGCUCUCCUACGUUGACAAGCUCCCCACUGGGAGAGAGGAAGGUUUGUUCUAUGGAUUGGACCUAGGAGGGACAAACUUCCGCGUCUUGAAGGUGCAACUAGGUGGUAACGAUCAGCGUAUUGCUAACCGUGAGUCCAGAGCAGUCGCCAUUCCACCACAUUUGAUGUCAGGGAGCUCCUCGGAAUUGUUUGGUUUCAUUGCUUCUGAAUUAGCCAAGUUUGUUGCGGAUGAAGAUAAGGGUAAUAGCUUUUCAACUGGGAAGAAACGAGAACUAGGAUUCACAUUUUCUUUCCCAGUGAGGCAACACUCUAUUGCAUCGGGCACCCUUGUCAAGUGGACAAAGGCAUUUUGUAUAGAAGAUGCUGUGGGUGAAGAUGUAGCGGUUAAGCUGCAAACGGCUAUGGAGAAGAAAGGUGUAGACAUACAUGUGGCUGCACUGAUCAAUGACGCUGUUGGGACAUUGGCUGGAGCCAGAUACUAUGAUAAAGAUGUUAUUGCUGGUGUGAUAUUUGGUACUGGUACAAAUGCUGCCUAUGUUGAGAAGGCAAAUGCUAUACCAAAAUGGGAAGGAGAGCUGCCGGAGUCAGGGGAUAUGGUGAUUAAUAUGGAAUGGGGUAACUUCUAUUCAUGCCAUCUUCCAGUCACUGAAUACGAUCAAGCAUUAGAUAAGGAAAGCUUAAAUCCGGGGGAGCAGAUCUACGAGAAGUUAACCUCAGGAAUGUAUUUAGGUGAAAUAGUAAGGAGGGUAUUGCUUAAACUGUCCCUGCAAUCUGCAAUUUUUGGUGAAAUUGACCAUACUAAGCUCAAAACUCAUUUCCAUCUGCGGACUCCACAUAUUUCUGCAAUGCAUCAUGAUGAAACACCUGAUCUGAAGAUUGUGGCACAAAAACUGGAAGAAACCCUAGGGAUUGCAGGCACAUCCUUAGAGACGCGGGAAAUGGUCGUCAAAAUUAUUGACAUUAUCACAAGAAGGGCAGCCCGGUUGGCUGCAGCAGGCCUUACAGGGAUCCUCAAGAAGCUUGGGAGAGAUGGCUCCAUCGACAAGCGUCGGUCAGUCAUCGCCAUUGAUGGAGGAAUGUUCGAACACUAUGCCAAGUUCAGCAAGUGCUUGGCAACUACUCUAAGUGAACUGGUAGGAGAGGAGUUGUCUAAGUCAGUAGUCGUCAAACACGCAGAUGAAGGUCCGGGGAUCGGAGCUGCCCUGAUUGCUGCUUCCCAUUCUCAAUACGGAAAUGUCGAGGGGAACCCGGAUGUUAAAUAUUAGGCAAGAUACUUGUCAGACAUUUUUAGCUGCCCGUUUAAAUGGCAACUAGCUUCCCAACAUGUGCAGUUUACCAUGAUGGAACUGUAAGCGGUUUGUAACAAAAUUUGAGGCUAGAUGAGGUGUCCUUGGA